GGAAGUGCUGCUGAUUGUCGCGGACACGAUGGCUUCAAGGUUACUUCGCGGAGCUGGAGGGCUGGCCGCGCAGGCCUUGAGGGCUUGCGGUCCCAAUGGUGCGGCCGCGGUGCGCUCCAUGGCCUCUCGAGGUGGCGUUCCUAGUGAUGACGAUCAGGCGACUGGGUUGGAGAGGGAGAUCAUGUUGGCUGCAAGAAAGGGACUGGACCUAUACAACAUACUGCCCCCAAAGGGAGCUUCAGGCACUAAGGAAGACCCUAAUUUAGUCCUUUCUGUCACCAACAAGAGAAUAGUGGGCUGUAUCUGUGAAGAGGACAACAGUACCAUCAUCUGGUUUUGGUUGCACAAAGGCGAGGCCCAGCGAUGCCCUAGCUGUGGGGCCUAUUACAAGCUGGGCCCCACCAGCUGGCACACUGAGCGCCUGCACUGAGUUACUCAAAAUAUGA
This is a messenger RNA of Cebus imitator (Panamanian white-faced capuchin), 446 nucleotides long. RefSeq names its product cytochrome c oxidase subunit 5B, mitochondrial-like. The transcript has a single exon. The record is from RefSeq and is a predicted model, not a curated record. Lineage: Eukaryota; Metazoa; Chordata; Mammalia; Primates; Cebidae. Gene Ontology annotation, biological process: mitochondrial electron transport, cytochrome c to oxygen. The coding region runs from base 29 to 430 and encodes 133 amino acids. Gene Ontology annotation, cellular component: mitochondrial envelope.